Molecule: messenger RNA, 781 nt
Organism: Drosophila teissieri
Lineage: Eukaryota; Metazoa; Arthropoda; Insecta; Diptera; Drosophilidae
Product: arginine/serine-rich coiled-coil protein 2
Exons: 1
Coding region: 123-680 (185 amino acids)
Source: RefSeq, a predicted model, not a curated record
UGUUCAAGUGAAGCAGCCGCAACAUAAGUCCCAGAUUCCGCAGCAGCAUCAGCAGUUACAGCAGUUGUAUCCAGUUGUGUUAAGUGAAUUCCUUAUCGGGUCAGGUGUAAACUAGUGCGAAAAUGUCGCAAUCCGAUAACGCGGCACGUGAGCAAACUGCGGCAAUUGCUGUGCCGGAGGCAUGUCAAGGCUGCCGCGGCCAGUUGCCACGUGCCACGCCCGUGGAAGUGGAGGACAUGGCUACCCCGUCGCUGGAGAGGCUCAUUCGAAAGGCCAACAUGGCCCAGAAAAUGCUGAACGAUGUGAUGAAGCAGAUCCAGCAGCAGCAGCAACAGGAAUCUCAGCUCUCCACCAAGGAGAGCAGAUCCAAGCACCGCAGCUCCGAUGGAGGUAAACGACGACACAGGGGACGCAAACAUGGUCAUCACACUAGCUCAUCUUCCAGUUCUAGUUCUGGCCAUAGCGACUGCGAGCUGAUCCUGGCGGAGCAGGAGGAGCACAUGCCCAGGAGGAGCAGACACAUCCGGGAUGAUCGCAAGCGGGAUCGCUCCAGGUCUCGCGGUCGUUCCCGUGGUCACUCUCGCGGCCGUUCUCAUGGGCGUUCUCGUUCCAGGUCCUACACCGAUUCCCGACGAUCCCGAGCAUUGCCCCUGGCUCUGCCCGUUCGGAUUUCCGUGUGAGUAUCUGGCUGCAUUCAGUAUUACCCACUAUCCAUUAUCCAUUUUUAAAGUUAAGUGUGCACGAAAAAAAAACCCAAAAAAAAUUAUAAAUAAAUAAAAUA